Pocillopora meandrina is the source of this 9475-nucleotide messenger RNA. The record is from the annotation of a GenBank genome assembly. NCBI's taxonomy places the organism in Eukaryota, Metazoa, Cnidaria, Anthozoa, Scleractinia, Pocilloporidae.
UGUUUGUUGUCGAAUGUAGUUUUAGGUAUCCAAACUUUGGGUACUGUAUAUGGAAUAACUCCAAUCAGAGGUAACAAGACAAUGUGGAGAUACCGAUGUUUGUUGGAAGAGUCUCCGUUGACACAAACUACCUGUCUGUGAUGAUGUAGUUGGCGGCGUUGUGGAAGGAAGACGCUUGUACUCGCGGACAUCGCGUUGUCGAGAACGUACGCGAAGCUCCUGAGAGCUACCAUGGGUAACAUUCACUGCUGUGUCCUUCCUUCACCUCGUGGUGGACCUGCAGUGAAAAACGAACCCUAUGAUAGAACAGGGCAUGCCAACGAGACGUUCGAACUACCGCACAUUAGCGAUAGAGAAGGUAGCGGUGAGCAAAUUGUUUGUGAAAGGCCAAGAGGUUAUAGUGAUUGCAUGCUCGGCGAAGCGAAUUGGAUGAUUGAUGUUUUUUCGUCUAAUUUCUUCUCAGAUCUAUCAAACCACAAAGGAACCUUAUUUUUACAUCGAUCCCUCUCCAAUCCAGGUAAGAUAAAUGACGGUUGAUUUUGCAUGUUCUCGAUUUUAUAACUAGGGUGAAACACAAUUCGAUCAUCUUUGAGUCACAUGUUUGUGUUCUGUUCGAAUGUAUAAGAUACUAGCAACCUUAACUCCUGUCUUGCAUAAGGAACAAAUCUUCCCUAAAACUUGCUUCGAUUUUCCCUCAAAACACAGCAGAGUUGCCAUCACCCGAGUUUGUGAAAAUACGACUCAAAAAACUGUCGUCUGUGUAAUUCAGAAUUUUUAAUAACAGUAUUUAAUUUAUCUUGUGACCUACGUUUCCAUGUUUUGGAUUAACAUCACACUACAAUUUAAUUUACAAAAGGAGAUUUCAAGGUGAUCCAAAAGUAAUUUGUGUCAACGUUCUACGGAUCACGCAACUGGAUCUUUUGGAGAUCCGUGAGAUUAAAAUCCAAUAUCUUGGUCAACUAAUCUGACCUGUUGUCUACACCACACAUGUGAUCCGUGACAACGCGAAAUAUGUUCUUAAAUUCCCUCGAAAAGCCCUGAUUAUUGUUUUCCUGUGUAAAUUUCUUGAUGAUGAGUCUUUCUUUUUUUCCUAAUGGAAAGGUAUGGUACAUAAUUUUGUAGGGAAUUUUUGUCUGUACCGAAUCAAAAUCUCAAGAUUCAGACAAUAGGCUAAACUAACUAACCACACCUGACUUGUUAGGUUAUCGUCUUUGGUUGUAAAUCUACUUAACCCUUUAAACCCAAAGAGUGACCAGGAUCUUAUUUCAUCUAACUUUAAUAUUUCCGAAUCACUCAGUAAGAUAAUUAGAAUAAAGGAAAUAAUUUCCAACCCAGGAAGCUACAAUGGUUGACCUUUAACUUCCAGAAGUGAUUUACAUGUAACUUCUCCCAACAGUAUCCAUACACUGUCUAACAAACAGGUAAUGAGAUUACUCAAACUUAUCAGUAAGAAUUUGUUAUCAUGAUAUAACACCAAAUUCUUGUAACUGAAUUACAAGGAAAUGUGUAACAGCUAGAUGGGAGAAUGAACAACCAAAUCUUGGGAGUGAAAGGGUUAAACAGAUUCCCCCCUUGUCAGUAUCAAAGGAAAUGUAUAAAGAAGAGCAUAGAGAUAUUGAUGCUGGGAUGUAAAAGGCUAAAGCCAAUUCUCCUGGAAAAGUUUCUCUUGUGAUUUUAAGAAAAGCAACAUGUGUCUUUCUGUUUAAAAAUGACUGCUGCUAUGACUCGUCAUAAAAUUUUUAAAUGUGGUGACAUUUUGCAUGAUCAUCACAAUGUUAAAUUUAAGUUGUAAGCUGAUUCCAUGUAAUGGCUAUCUCUGUAAAUCAACCCUUAAAUUCUUGGGAAUGAUGCAUUUUUGGCAAAGCCACACUUAUCCCAGAUAUGAUGGCUGAUAUAUACAGUGUGAAUGGAAGAUGAAAGUCUGAAGUCCAAUGAGCCUACUGGGAUCCUAUUUAUUUGUGAGGAAAGUUGCUCGAGUAACUUUCAGGAGGACUUUCAGAGAGGUUGUUUGAAUCCUGUUUGAACACCUAGCGAAAAACCUUGCAUACAUCUUCAAAUGCAACAGUAGUGAACUAUGGUUCCCAAUCUGAGUGACAGUGAACAGCAGAGGUAUUGAGAUGCUGCACUUCCUGAGUAUCCCUCUAACUCCCAAGAUCUGGUUGUGAAUUCUCCUUCCUAGCUGCCACACAUUUCCUUGUAAAUUAGUUGGGAUAAUUUGAUUUUUGAUAAAGAUAACAAUUUUUCCUGAAAAGAAUGAGUAUUCUUGCUACUUGUUUGCUGGAUAAUGUACAGAAUGAUGUUAUAGGGAGAAGUGACAUGUUAAUCACUUCUAAGAGUGUAUAGGGUUAUUUAUUUAAAUGCUUUUUUGUUAUCACUAACCCCUACUGCAAUGCCCAUGGUCAUAUUUAUGACCAGUUAUACUGGUCAUGAUGAUACUUCUGAUAAGAUUAUUAAACUAAGUAUAAUUUUCAUUAUUACAAUGAGAUUGAUUAGAUUGGAUAUAAACUAAGUGUAAUUUUUUUAUUCUAAGGUAACAAUGGAAUGUUUCCUGGAAGACGUACAUUUUCAACAGGAAGUGAUUCAAAGAAGAGAAAUGGGAUGGGGGUAAGAUCAGAUACGUCCAGUAUAAAUGUGUUAUCCCAAAGGUUGAUUAGAAAAGAAUGCUUUAAAUCCAGGCUUAUUUACAGCCCUUGUUUCCUAGGGAUGAAGUUAUCUAUCUAAACAUUUUUUUUUUGUUCAUAAAUGACCCCUUUUUUUGAGGAGAUGUUAAUUUAUAAUCGUUGUAAAGUUAAAAAUGUAGCUGAUUGCCUCAUUCAGCUAAUGCUCACUUUUUACUGCACCAAGAGCAUGGCAUAGGCUAUGAGUAAGUGCACUUGAAUCUGGGUCAAGCUGCACAUCCUCUCCCUUGCUCUGGCCUAAGAGGCCGUCAUAUUGUGGUGGUCAUGUGGUCACAUGCUCUUCUCUCUCAUUGGCUCUCUGAACCAAGAGAACAGGAAAAUAGGGAAGAGAGGGAAAUUUUCCUUGGGAUGGAGGAGUUGUAUCAAGUCCACAGGGCCAAAAAUAAAUCUUAAAUCCAGCAUGCCCUAGACAAGUAGAUUAAGAUGUUAAUAUAUAGAUUUAGCCAAGCCUAAAAGUGGAGCUCGCAUUUUUUUUUCCCGCAUGUCUCAAGGGCGCAAUGCCUUGCCCCGGCCAGGAUUAGAACCUGGGUCGUCCAACUUGGAGCCCAGUACACUGACCACUGGACUACUAAACAAAGCCGUGGCACUGGCGUGCCUGCAAUACAGUUGACCACACAUGUCAAAAGUAGCACUAUUUUGUAUCAUUAUGGGGCUACGCUCUGCGAGCUCCACUAUCAUGUUACCAGUACUUAAUUGAUGUCAAUAAUGCUCAGACUGUAGAGUAUUUAUAUCUUUACCGAAAAAAAGUUAGAGGUUCUCUUUCCAAUUACUUAGUUUUAAACUUAGUCAUGCACCAUAAUUUGACUUUUUUAUUUUCUCAAGGGAACUCUGACAAGAAAAUGUAGCUCUUGUUCAACAAUCUUUCUUGAUGACAGUACAGUGAGUCAGCCCAACCUUAAAUCUACUAUUAAAUGGUAAAGUAUUUCACUGACAUUAGAGAAGGGGGGGGGGAUUAGGUAUGACCCUCGUAAAAUUUUCUUGACACACCCUAUUCCCCUUUCAAUGAUGAAUUAUCUGUGAGCACUGGAGUUUUCUUAUAACUAACAUUGAAAGGAGGGAAGGGAGACGUCAAGCUGGAUUGUUUAAAUAAUUUUUUGAAAGGUUGGUUGUCACAGUUACAAAUUUUCUUGUACCUUUUGUGAAGUGGCCAUGGCAAACUCUUGGACACUUAGGAAUGCAAGGUUUAUAUUUGAUUUGGUGAUUAUCUCUAUAAUUCCUUUUUCACUCACAAAAUAAAAGCAAACGGCACAAACGUCAUAUUGUGCAAAUAAUGCUUGUAGAAUUCAGGUACACCAUGAAUUAACCUCAAAGUUAGCAACAAUUAAGAUAUUUUCUUUACAAAAACACAGUCUUAAACUGUGCUAUUAUUUUUUCACAGUGUGGCUUUGGCGAUAUAUUACCAUAUUAAGAACAGGUGGGUAAUUGUUAUGUCUGUUUUGAAGUAUACACAUGUACUGUUUUGUUUCUCUACAAACAGUUGUUAUAAAUUGUUUUAGCUGCUGUAAUACAUCUUAAAGUGGCUCUUUCAGCUGUUUUAUUCAAUAAACAUGUGCUGUUUACCUCAGAAUCUUUAGUUCUAUAGAAAAAAAUAGGAUCAAAAAUUUAUAUUCUGCUUGAUUUUAAUUUGAUUAAAUUAAGAUUGAUUGCGAUUAAGGAAAAUUGUGACAAAGAAGAAACAGGAGCACAUAAUUAUUGACACAGGGCAGUUUGCCAUGUAUGAAUUUUUGUUACUCAAAAUUUAUCAAGGAGAACAAUUUAGUUAAUAGCUUAUUUUGUGUUUUUGGUAAUAUUUGCACGAUAUUUGCAUGCACUUUCCUUUAAAGCAAAAGUACUGUUUGAAUUAAUUUUUUUCUUUGUUUAUCCUCAAACGGAAGUUGUUGAAUUUUUGUAAAACACUUAUAUUGUCAAUUCUGCUACCCUGAAGGUAGACAUUUACUUAAUUAUGUUCUUAGUGUUCCAGUUUUACCAAACGAUUGCCAAAGGCAAAGAUUAGUAGAUUAUGGUAAACCACAUUCAAAUGCAAAGUUCUUUUGUGCUCUGAUGCUAUCAGUACACAGGCCAUACUUCCAAUAAUUACUGAAAGUGGUUUUUUUUUCUUUUUUGGCUUUAAUUUGAAAAACAUUUAAUUUGUUGCUAGAUUUACCCCACACUGAAAAAACAUCUUACUCUAUUUCUUUACUGAGCUCAAAACUUGCCAUCCCUCUUAUUCUUUUCACAAACACAAGGCUAUGAACAAUGCUGAUCCUAGAAAUAUGCAGGGUGUGUGUCAUAUGAACUUCGUAGUAGACCUUGCUCACAGUAGAGUCUCUGUGGCUCAGUGGUAGAGCAUCGAAGUGUGGAAUCUGAAGGUCUGAGUUUCGAUUCCUUAUGGGGACUGAGAAUAUUUUCUUUGUCCCUUGCUUGUGAGAAGACAAAAAAACAUAUUUCUCAACAUUUAGUUGAUAUAAUAUCGAAAUGAAGUCUCAUUCUUUACUUCAGAGACCAUGAUGUGCGUUCUCUGGACAUAUUUGAUGAAAAAGCUCACCCUCUCACAGUAAGGAACUUUUAAGGAAUAUUAAUUAUUUAAAACAAAUCAUGCGCAUUUGUUAAGAAGCAUAAAUCUGAUUUGAGUGCAUAAUAAAGUAGUUAUGUCACAUACGGUGGUUUGAAUCCUUUGAUAUAAGAUUCAAGUAAAGAUAUCUUGGACAACAACUGAAAAUUUGAAAUUAAAUCUAAGAAAAUGCCAUGAAUUACCAGGUUCAGAGAUUAGGGGAUGGGGAAGGGGGGAUUGACAUUUUCAUACACAGGUGACACAGGAUAUGUCAUGCUACUGAAAGAUAGAAAACUAAAAGAGAAAACCUGUUGUAAGGUUCAUGAAAUAUGCAUUGCAUUGUGGUUUAUGGGAUUGCCGGGGGGCAUGAUGCUAUCCAAGAAAGCAGCUUAUCCUUUGACCCCUUAGAGUGACCAGUAUCUAACUUCUCCCAACAGUAUCACUCUUGAAUAAAUCAUGAAGGUCAUGAGAAUCAAGGAAGUGAUCAACAAAUUCUCCUUCUCAGUAGCAAAGAAAAUGUAUAGAGAACAGUAUGGAGAAUAUGCAUACUGAUGUUUAUGGUUUAAAAUGUUUAUUGAGCAGCUCAGUCCCCAUAGGGUCAGAGUUUUCUUUGCCAGUUUCCCUUAAGAUUUUAUUUUUGUUUUUAAAGCACCAUGAAUUAAUUGUUCUUUGCUCUCCAGCAUGAUCCUGUGCCUGAUUACUAUGACAGAGUUGACCCAGAACACAGACAUAUAUACAAGUUUAUCAAGACUCUCUUUCAUGCAGCUCAGCUUACAGCAGAAUGUGCAAUAAUUACAUUAGUGAGUUGAGCAACAUAUUAAGCAUUCUUUUCUUCAAUAACUGUGAAUAUAUUAAAAUCAUAUAGGUGAACUGCAGAUAAAGAAGAAAAAAGAACUGGAAAAAUUCAGGCCUGUACAGGAUUUGAACCCAUGACCUCUGCAAUACCGGUGCAGUGCUCUACCAACUGAGCCAAUUGGCUUGUUAGCUUAUGGUUAGCUGAUGUGGAUGAGCGCCGGACUACUGUGCAGGAGGUCGGGGUUCAAGACCCAGACCAGACCCACACUCAGGGUCUUGAAAUAACUGAGGAGAAUGUGUUGCCUUUGCUAUGACAUUUGCAAGUGGUUAGACAUUCUAGUCCUCUUGGAUAAGGACGAAAAGCCGUAGGCCCCAUCUCCUGCAUCUUCUCAAUGCUGGUUAGUAGGGGACAUUAAAGAACCCGCACACUUAUCGCAGAGAGUAGGGGACAUAGUUCCUGGUGUUGUGGUCUGCCAUAGAAUCUGAAAUUGGGGGCAUUUGCUAAAUCUCCUUCAAAAAAAAUUUUUUAAACUGCUCAAUGCAGUCUGACUAAAGUCCCCUGCAAAGUGUUGUAAGGUGAAUUUGAUCAUAUUCAGAUGUUAAUUUGUGCCCAAUAAGUAAUAAAUUAUUAUAAUUAUUAUUUAUUUUUGUUUUUUUUUUGUUUUUUUUUUUUUUUUUUUUUUUUUUGUUUUUGAUAUCUUGUUGGUGUGGUGCUAUUAAGGGUCAAAGCCAGGUCUUACAUAUUUGAAUUUUAGUCUUUUCUAAUUUUUUUCUAAUUAAUUAAUUUUUAGUUUUUCCUCAAUAAAUUAGGUUUGUAUUUUUUUUUCUUCUUAUAACCUGUAGGUUUAUCUCGAAAGGCUGCUGACUUAUGCCGAGAUAGACGUUCAUCCUGGAAACUGGAAAAGAAUUUUAUUAGGUGCCAUUUUAUUGUCAUCCAAAGUAUGGGAUGAUCAAGCAGGUAAGACGAUUGCCAUUGCACUAUCCUCAUACCUUGAUAAAAUAUUAGGUUAAUGUAAUUUAAGAGGUUAGGAAAAAAUGUCCAUCUUCUUCCCUUAUCUUUGCUAAUUUUGCUUGAUUUGUUUUUCUUGAUAGUAUGGAAUGUCGACUACUGCCAAAUUUUAAAAGAUAUAACAGUUGAAGACAUGUAAGUUUGUAAAUAUCCAUAGUUAUUGUCCUAAAAAACCGCGCCUGGUUAGCUCAAGUUGUAGAGUGCUAGACUGCCGUGUCAGAGGUCAAGGGUUCAAGUCUCAGAACGUACCAACUCUCAGAGUCUUUAAAUAACAAUGGAUAACGUGCUGCCUUUGCUAUGACAUUCGCAAAUGGUUAGAAGUUAUUAGUUUUCUCGGAUAAGGACGGUAAACUGUAGGCCCCGUCUCUUGUAUCUUCUUUGUACUGGUUAGCAGGAGAAGUUUAAGAAGCCACACGUGGAGUAGGGAACAUGGCCUUCGGUGUUGUGGUCUGAACUUGUCUUGUGUGUUCGAGUUUUCUUUGAUUUAAAUCAGUUCGAGUGUAAUUGUACUUUUCCUCAUUUCGUUUGGCCUUCAUGUGUUUCUCCGAGUUAUCAAGGACGAUACAUAAUCCAGAUUUAAAGCUGAACUGGGCCAGCCUGUCUAAAUAGCGCAUAUAAAUAAAUAAAUAAACUGAUCAAUCGAAGUGCAAACCAACGACUGUGUGACAUGACUUCGUUUGUUUCAUAUUUGCAGGAAUGAAUUGGAGAGAGCGUUUCUCGAGCUAUUACAGUUUAAUAUAAAUGUGCCAUCAAGCGUCUAUGCUAAAUAUUAUUUUGACUUGCGAUCACUUGCGGAUGCCAAUGACCUGGUUUUUCCUCUGGAACCACUGAGUAAAGAAAGGGCAAGGAAACUAGAGGUGAGAUAUUUUUCACCAUACUUUUUAUUUACAGAUUGCAAGGAUACUUAUUAUCUCGUAAUGACCACUGUUUGUAUUAUUCUCAAGAAUUUCUAGAUUUUUUCGGUUAGAAGCGUUUCUGCAUAAACCAAUAGUGACAAAUAUUUGUUGAAAAGAUUUACAUCCACGAGGCGAAAUUAAAAACAUUAUGAAAAUCUGCUUCUGUGCUAGGUGGGAGAACGUAAAAAAAAGUUUUUCAAAAAUUUUUUAAUGGAGCAGAAUUGAAUUUGCUUUUACAUUUCUCAGACUAUAAAUUUAGCCUGUCUCUGUGAUGUUGUAGUUAGUACUCUGUUCGGUUGAUCAAUGCUUUUGAAAUAGUCAUCUGGCGAGCACCGUCAAGCGUGGGACGUGCAGGAAAACCAUGCGCGCAAGGUGGAGCUCCUCUAGUCUCGCGUGUCUCGCUUCUCGCGCUUUCCACGCGCUCGCGUCGUGCUUGUCCUCGCUCGCCUUAAAAAGACCGACGCAUUCCCUGUUGGUUAAUGCAUUGGUCUUGCUUUACAUUUACACACUCGGUCAUCUGACGCGUUUCACACCAAUUGCAUGACAGCGAAAACGUUUUAUGGAUUGUGAACAUUGUAAUGCUCUGUUUCUUCUUGCAGGCUCUUUCCAGUGUGUGUGAUGACCGCGCGCACGAUGUGACUCCGCCCAUUUUAUACCGCUCCAAAAGUGCCGAUGCUCUGAUCCCGCGUCGGAAAAGCAUGGCUAUUCUUUCAUGACGAAUUUUUCCAAACCGUAAAGGGCAAAAUAGCGGGUGAUAAGUCACAAGAGACCUGUAAGACGAGAGGAGCUUUACUAGCACAGUGUGCUCGGGGGGUGUUGUUUAGGUCUGUUGAGUAGCGCUGGUUUACACCUCUGGGGAGGCCAAAAUGUCGGUUGGACAUCUGGGAAAAAUUGACGACCACGCCUUGCGUGACCGCUUUCGCACCUCGCGUGACCGCUUGAUCAGCUUCCUGUGUCCCGCAAUCUUCCAUGCGCAUUGAGGAGACACACAUCCGCGUCACUUUGAGGAUCUUGUACAUUGGUAGCUUAUUUAAAAGGGUCUUUUUCCUGGCCCCAUCAUUUCCAACAAUGGCACAACUGUAGCAUAUUAGCGUUGCAUUCACAUUUCAAGCACCGACACUAAAUCACUAUUAAAGACGCGGCUACGUGAGGGAAAGACAAGGCCACUGUUGAAGACCUCACCAUACUAAAUUUAUAAAAAGAAAAGACUAUAAUCAGCCCAAAGCAUUUUGAUUCUGGAGUGAUACUUGGUUUUUUUUUAUGAUCAUCCAAAUAGUUUUGUCGACAUCGAGGUUGUUUUAGUUGUAACUGUUUCCACCGGUUGAUUUCUGAGGAAAAAUUUCGUGAUGAAGGAAUAGUCGCUGACUGUUUGUCACGCACGUAACCUUGCCUUUCUUACGCCACUCCUAGAGAGUCAUGUGAUUAGACCCGGACUCUUUUCGAAUUACAUUAAUCAGAAGAAGUUUAAAUGUUACCCGAUAUGGAGGUUUUUUGCGAGAAGUUUAACCAAUACAAAUAAAACCAGUCACCGACAAGAUUCAGUUAUUUCAAUGACGUCUGACCUUCU